Angiostrongylus costaricensis is the source of this 1171-nucleotide messenger RNA. The record is from the annotation of a GenBank genome assembly. Lineage: Eukaryota; Metazoa; Nematoda; Chromadorea; Rhabditida; Metastrongylidae.
CGGGUAAUUUAAAAUAAAAAAAAUAAAUGACAGCUUAUUUGCAGUAUUUUCUAAAGUUCAUUGGAAAUAAUAAAACGACCUCAAGUAUUCAUAGUGACAUUUGAGAAUAUUACCUCUUCUGAAUGUGUGUUAUUCAGAAGCAAUCAAAUGCCACAGUUGCUUCAACUAUAACGGACAAGGGUGUAUUUGGAACACGGACUGCUAUGGAGAAUUUUGUUUGUUUGAACAGGUCAUCAGGCCGAAUGGAAUUGUUUCUAUCAGGAAGGCUUGCACAAAUACUGGUCAGUACCAGUUCGACGACGGUACAACGAUGACGAAUUUGAACCAAUGCGUAUCCAGGAUUUCACCAGUCGGGCAGUACUACGUGCUGUUGUGCACUUCCAGUAAUGAUUGCAAUAGUAACUGUGUGACGACAACUCCAACAACACCUCCACCACUUCCUGGAAGCGUAUUGUGCUACAGCUGCGUUUCCUAUGACGGCUUUGAUUGUCACUCGAGUGUCUGCCGAGGAAAAUUCUGUAUUUACGAACGACGGAUUUCUGGUAAUCAACUGAUGUUGAGGAAAGGUUGCACGGACAAGCCUAUGGUGGUACUCGAUGACGGUACAAUUGUUGAGGAAGUUGGAGUGUGCGAAAUCAGGUGGGUUGUUGGCUUUGCAGACGCAACGUGGCUGUCGUGCAGGGAGAGUGGUCAGCCUUCUGUCACCUGUUAUGAAUGCGAAUCUUAUGGUUUUGACUGCUUUACUGGACGAUGUGCUGGACAGUACUGUCUUUACGAGCAUCAGAUUCGACAGCCUGUUGGCACAACGAACGUGAAGAAAUCGUGCACGAACUUGCCGUUCUUCGAGUACCCUGACAGAACUGUUCCCAUUUAUUUCAGAACGAUUCAAGGGGUGGAGUACCAGGUGCUGGCAUGUAAUCUGGGUAACAACUGCAAUGCAGCUUGCCCUAGAGAGGAGGGUACCUGCUACAAUUGUGAAGCAACUAACCAAGACGAUUGUACAACUGGAACUUGUCAAGGAUCGCACUGCACUUUCCGUGAGCAAUUUUAUGACACUCCAUGGUUAGUAAUGUCUUGCGUUACGCUAAUGGUUCUUGCUUCGACCCGCGACCCUGGCAAAACAAAUCUCGCUGGUUUCAAACUUAUUUGGAGGGUAGAAGCACACGAUUGA